Pedinophyceae sp. YPF-701 is the source of this 1188-nucleotide messenger RNA. The record is from the annotation of a GenBank genome assembly. Lineage: Eukaryota; Viridiplantae; Chlorophyta; Pedinophyceae.
AUGCCGGGACCCGCAGCUGCGCGCAACACGCCGCCGGACGAGCUCGAGGAGCUCCUCGAGGUCGCGCUCGGCCGCGUCGCCGACUUGCUGGCGACGGCGCGCGGGCCCGACCAGGGGCGUGGGACCGCCUUCGUGCUGACGCGCAUCGACGCGGAGAGCUCCACGCGCACCCGCGACAUCCAGGCCACCUCGACGUUCCUGCACUGGGACUCGAGCGUCGCCUUGGAGGCGUUUUGCAGCGCCAUCAGCGUCGACGACAGGCAGCUGCGCGCCAAGCGGGGCAGCGACGGCGCGUGGCGGGUGGAAGCGACGAUCGUGGCCGGCGGUGGAGGGACGUGCGGCCCCGUGGACUGCACGCCCGCCGUCGACCUCGCAGCGGGGGCCCUUCAUGCCACAGCGCGCGCGGCCUCAGCGGCACAGAACGCGCACAUGAAGAAGAACACGCGCGCCCGGACCGUCUUCUACGAGCCCGUCGACGUCGACCCGGGCCUCUGCGUCGACGUGGCCGGCGGCUGGUCGCCCGACAGGCCCACCGUCAUCUCCCUCGCGCGCUACCACACGCCGGUGAGCCCCGCCGGGGACGAGCGACGCGCCCGCCGCACCGCGCAAGAGACUGUGCGGGGUCUGCGCGGCACCGGGGCCCUGCGGUCGCUGAGCGAGGACGCGCUCGUGUCGCCCGAUUCGAGUGGCGUCGCCGCGCGUCUGGACGACCAGCGGCGCGCCUGGGGCGCGGCGGGACGGUUCCCGGGGAUCGCGAUCAACGUGGUGCAGAGCAACGUGGUGCAGAUGCCUUGGGUGUUCCUCACGCUGCCGCCAGGCAUGCGCUGGCGGACCAAGAGGGCUCGCCGCGGGGCGGUGCAGGGGCACAGGCGCCUCGUCGCGGAGGCCGCCGAGCCCUGCGCGGCGGGCCCGCUGCCUCCGCCCACGGAGCUCACCUGGAAGGCCUGCGUGGACAAGUUCGUCGCGAUUCGCGCCAAGCACGGGGACUACGCGGCGUACGGUGUGGGGGCCGCGACGGUGAUGCGGUGCGUGAUCGAGGCGUACAGCGAGAGCACGGGGUCGCCCAAGGCCAUGGCGCGGAUCGACGACGCGAUCGCGGAGCGGAUGGGGGUGGCGUUGGCGCGAGCUGUUGCGCAGGCCUGCGCCGCGCGCCUCCCCGGUUCGGUCGACACGUCGGUGGACGUCUAG